Molecule: messenger RNA, 858 nt
Organism: Cynara cardunculus var. scolymus (artichoke)
Lineage: Eukaryota; Viridiplantae; Streptophyta; Magnoliopsida; Asterales; Asteraceae
Exons: 6
Coding region: 10-588 (192 amino acids)
Source: RefSeq, a predicted model, not a curated record
GAAGGCAAUAUGAGUAGCAGGCCGCGUGUUGGUCCGCCGAAACACGCAAACAAAUACGCCUGGAAACCCAACGCCGGCGUCAAAAUCAACGAAACUGAAGUCGGAGGAAGGUUCCGGCCGUUGUCGGAGAUCACCGGAGUGUGCCCUAAGUGUAGAGAUCAGAUUGAAUGGAAACGCAAAUACGGCAAAUACAAACCCCUAUCAGAACCCGCCAAAUGUCAGAAAUGUACGAAACGUGCUGUUCGUCAGGCCUACCAUAAUCUGUGCAACGCUUGUGCCAGAGAGCAUAACGUAUGUGCUAAAUGUUCGUGCCGUGUUGAACGAAUUGUUGGAAGAGAUGCUACUGAAGUAGAGGCUGAGCAGAAGAUGCUUCAAGCGGCCAUUAGUAAUGCUCGAGAGAGAGAGAAGAGAUCCUUGCUUCGUGCCAUGAACAAAGGAAAAUCUCAAACAAAAGAACAAGACCCAACUGAUAAUCCCAAAAAGGCCGGUGACUUGUUCAAAGCCGAAUCACUCGAAGCCUUCGCAGACACAACGAGAGACGAUGAAGAGGAGGAUGGUAGUGACCAUGAGACCCAAGUAGUCAACUGAGAAUGUUUCUAAUAUGUUCAAAUUAGGGUUAAGAAUGGCCAUAUUCUACGGAAACAGCUGCUAUGAGAUUAGGUCCGCGGACAUUCCACCUCUGGGUAGAGUAUACUAGAUUUGUUUGGUUUGGUUUGGUUUGGUUGAUAACCCACAUUAUAUGGUCAUCAGGUCAGGUAGAGCAACAUCUUUUAUCAUUAUGUUGAAAGUUAUACUACUGAGUUCCUCUUUGUCUUUGAAUCUAUGCCUAGUUCAAUGAUAAGGUCCAUUUUUGUCCCU